GGCCAUCGUCUGCAAUCUUUCACUUCCUUUUCCAUCAUCUGCGCCGCUAGCCAACAUGGCACCAGCUGCUGCAUCAUCUUCAUCUUCAUCAUCUUCAACGAUGCCCACCGCAUCGACCUCGACUCUCCCCUCAGCCUACCUCAGUGCCCCCUUCAUCUCCUCGAAAGCCGUUGGCGAAAACCAGAGCACAGUGUCCGCCACGCCCGACAAGCGCAGCGAGGAUGACCCUGUCCCUUCAUACCUCUACUCCAACCUCGCCCCACAUCUUCUCCUUCCCGAUGGGACGCCAGAUUACUUGCGCAUGUCCCUAUCAGCCGACAUCUACAGCCUCGUCAAACAGACCCCGCUGCAGCGAGCGAACAACCUGUCUGCCAAGCUGGGUUGUGAGAUCUUCCUCAAGCGUGAGGACUUGCAGCCCGUCUUCAGCUUCAAGCUGCGUGGAGCUUACAAUUUGAUGAGAACACUGGAGGGAGAGCAAAGGUGGAAGGGAGUGAUAGCGUGCUCGGCGGGGAACCAUGCGCAGGGCGUCUCGCUCUCAGGACUAUCCUUGAGCAUUCCCUGCACCAUCGUCAUGCCGCUCGGCACGCCCUCGAUCAAGGUCUCAUCUGUGCGAGCGCUGGGAGCAAAGGUCGUUCUCCAUGGACAAGACUUUGACGAAGCCAAGGCUGAGUGCAGUCGACUGGCGGAGACGUACGGCUUGAAGGUCAUCCCGCCCUUCGACGACCCGCACGUUAUUGCUGGCCAGGGCACGACUGCCGUGGAGCUGCUCAGGCAGACGAGCAUGGAGGAUCUCGAGGGCGUCUUCUGCUGCGUAGGUGGUGGAGGGCUGCUCGCUGGUGUGUCGGCUUACACAAAGCGUAUCGCUCCGCCGACCACGAAGGUCUUCGGAGUGGAGACAUUCGAUGGCGAUGCGUUGACGAGGUCGCUGGAGCAGGGCAAGCGGCUGACGCUGUCCGAGGUUGGCCUGUUCGCAGACGGCACGGCAGUCAAGGUCGUAGGCGAGGAAUGCUGGCGCAUCCUCAAGCAACCCUCCAUGGUAGACGGCAUGGUCCGCGUCGACACGGACGAGAUCUGCGCCGCUAUUCGAGACGUCUUUGAGGAUACCCGCUCUGUCCCUGAGCCCUCUGGCGCCCUCUCCCUCGCGGGCUUGAAGCGCUACAUCAUGCAUCACAACUUGCAAGGCAGUGGAAAGAAGUUCGCUUGCGUGGUAUCGGGGGCCAACAUGAACUUCAGCAGACUCAGAUUUGUGGCGGAGAGGGCCGAGGUGGGUGAUGGGAAGGAGGUCAUGAUGAUGGUUGAAAUUCCGGAGGAGCCGGGCAGCUUCUUGAAACUGCAUUCUCAUAUCCACCCAAGGUCGAUCACGGAGUUCUCUUACCGAUACAACGCUGCGGCUGAAGGAGUUGCACACAUCUACCUGUCCUUCCUGCUCAAUGGCUCGACGAACAGCGGCGGCAACCCUCAAGCGACGGGCUCAAGCACUGCAACUGCCUCGACGACGGCAGCGGCAGCGGCAGCCGUAUCAGCUGCGUCGCACAGCGUACCUCCGCGUGAGACAGGUGCCUCCCACACUACCAAUGGCGACGCAACGCUCAAUGCCCCCUUCGUCAACGGCCACAACGCGAGUGCGGCCUACUCUACCCACUCGACCCCGAACGCGGCCAAUUUCAACCUCGAUGGGCUCGCAUCCCAACUUCCGGCCUCCUCAACCUCUCCCACUACCCCAUCCGGCAACAACGGCGGCGGCAACCCCCCUUCAACCGCCAUCCCGCGCACAGCGCGCCAAGUCGAAGUCUCCUCCAUCAUCAACGCCUUGUCGUCCUCCGGGAUGCGCGGCACUGACAUCUCGACGAAUGAGAUGGCCAAAUCACAUGGACGCUACCUCAUCGGUGGCCGACAACGAGUACCGCACGAGCGUCUCUUCCGCUUCGAGUUCCCCGAGCGACCGGGGGCCCUUCGCAAAUUCUUGACGGGGCUGAAUGCAGGGUGGAACAUCUCGUUAUGGCACUACAGGAAUCAGGGGGGUGAUACGGCCAAGGUUCUUGUGGGGGUUCAGGUCAAGGAGGAGGAGGGCGAGGAGUUCCAGCGAUUCUUGGAUGAGCUGGGCUACUGGUGUGUCGAGGAGACGGGCAAUGAGGUCGCGAUGCGGUUCCUCUAA
This is a messenger RNA of Jaminaea rosea, 2155 nucleotides long. Its product is annotated as threonine dehydratase I. Gene Ontology annotation, molecular function: threonine deaminase activity; pyridoxal phosphate binding. Gene Ontology annotation, biological process: L-threonine catabolic process. The coding region runs from base 56 to 2155 and encodes 699 amino acids. NCBI's taxonomy places the organism in Eukaryota, Fungi, Basidiomycota, Exobasidiomycetes, Microstromatales. The record is from RefSeq and is a predicted model, not a curated record. The transcript has 2 exons.